This is a messenger RNA of Falco peregrinus (peregrine falcon), 6778 nucleotides long. It is a transcript of the gene OSBPL8, whose product is annotated as oxysterol binding protein like 8. The record is from RefSeq and is a predicted model, not a curated record. Gene Ontology annotation, molecular function: cholesterol binding. The transcript has 25 exons. Bases 508 to 3105 code for a protein of 865 amino acids. Gene Ontology annotation, cellular component: cytosol; membrane; intracellular membrane-bounded organelle. Lineage: Eukaryota; Metazoa; Chordata; Aves; Falconiformes; Falconidae.
GCCGCGCCUCCCGCCGGACCUGGCUGCGGGGAGAGGAUCUCGAGUAGCAGGAUGGAAGAAAUCUAAUUGACGGAGACAGACAACAGGCCCUUUCAGCAUGGAGACCGUUCCAGUUGAUGGGGAACUUGAUAGAAAUUCACAGUGGUAACAAACAGUGAUGAAUCACAGCUUUUAACUCCAGGAAAAAUGAGCCAGCACCAGGGGAAAGAAGCCUAUUUUACUCCAACCAAAGAGUUACUCCAACCGUCUAUCAGCCCAGGAGCUGCCCAUAGCCAUGGAGGCAGGCUCAUUUGUAUAUAUAAAUAUGGCACAAUCUUAGAGGAGAAAAAGCUAUCACCUCACCGUUUAAAUAAAAGUAAGAAAUGAAGAUGCAGAACCCACCAAUCAGUUGAUGAAAACUAGCUAGAAUGUGAGGUAAAAGGCUGUUACUGCAACACCCUUGUUCCAAGCAGCUAAUGCUAACCAGCUUUCACAGAGAACAUAAUCCUUACACAAACAGCUUAACUCAUGAAUGAAGAGGGUCCAGUGCGACGUAGGUUUUCUUCAUGUGCUGGGAUUUCAUCUGUCUUUUCUCCAAGAGCUGAUGGCCGAAAGCUCAUCCGGAAUGCUUCAUUUGGAGGAUAUAAUGAACUCUCUCCUGCUUUACCAGGUUUUGACAAAGGGAAAGAUGAUGUGUCACAAAGUAAGGAGGAUACAGCACAUACUAUGUCAAAAAGUAAGUCUGAAUCCAAGCUUUUCAAUGGCUCUGAGAAGGACAUCUCUUUAUCUUCAAACAAACUUACGAAAAAAGAAUCUCUCAAGGUUCAAAAGAAAAAUUACAGAGAAGAAAAGAAGAGAGCUACAAAAGAGUUACUUAGCACUAUCACAGACCCAUCAGUUAUUGUUAUGGCUGACUGGUUGAAGAUUCGUGGUACCUUGAAAAGCUGGACCAAGCUGUGGUGUGUACUGAAGCCAGGAGUGUUGCUUGUUUACAAAACCCCCAAAAAUGGCCAGUGGGUAGGAACAGUGCUCCUGAAUGCUUGUGAACUCAUUGAGAGGCCUUCUAAAAAAGAUGGCUUUUGCUUCAAACUUUUUCAUCCUUUGGAGCAGUCCAUAUGGGCUAUAAAGGGUCCCAAAGGUGAAGCAGUUGGUUCUAUAACUCAGCCAUUGCCCAGCAGUUAUUUGAUCAUUCGAGCCGCUUCAGAAUCAGAUGGCAGGUGUUGGAUGGAUGCUUUGGAGCUGGCACUGAAAUGCUCAAGUUUGCUUAAACGUACAAUGAUUAGAGAAGGUAAAGAACAUGAUUUGAACUCUUCAGCAGACAGUACUCAUGUGUCUCUCUAUGGUCUGCUUCGUGCUAACAACUUGCACAGUGGAGAAAACUUACCGUUAAAUGACAGUGAAAUUGAAAGGCAUCACUUUAAAGAUCAAGAUAUGUACUCUGACAAAUCCGAUAAGGAAAAUGACCAUGACCACGAGGAAUCUGAUAAUGAUGGAUUGGGGAAAAGCGAAGAAAGUGAUAGUGACACAUCAGAGCGACAGGAUGAUUCUUACAUUGAUCCAGAACCAAUUGAUGUCAAGGAAACUACUUAUUUAGAACAGAGUCAUGAAGAACUUGGGGAGGCAGGGGAGGCUGCUCAGACAGAAGUAGUGUCAGAAGAAAACAAAAGUCUGAUCUGGACGCUACUGAAGCAAGUCCGGCCAGGAAUGGACUUGUCCAAGGUUGUACUGCCUACAUUUAUCUUGGAACCUCGUUCUUUCCUGGACAAGCUGUCCGAUUACUACUACCAUGCCGACUUUCUGUCCGAAGCUGCUCUUGAAGAAAAUGCUUACAACCGCAUGAAAAAAGUAGUGAAGUGGUAUUUGUCAGGAUUCUACAAAAAGCCAAAGGGACUAAAAAAGCCAUACAAUCCUAUACUUGGUGAGACUUUCCGCUGCAUGUGGAUUCAUCCAAGGACGAAUAGCAAGACUUUUUACAUUGCUGAACAGGUAUCACAUCAUCCUCCAAUAUCUGCCUUCUAUGUUAGCAACCGCAAGGAUGGUUUUUGCCUUAGUGGUAGCAUUCUGGCCAAAUCAAAAUUUUAUGGGAAUUCAUUAUCUGCCAUACUGGAGGGAGAAGGACGGCUAACAUUCCUAAAUAGGGGAGAAGACUAUGUAAUGACAAUGCCAUACGCUCAUUGUAAAGGAAUUCUAUAUGGCACAAUGACCUUAGAGCUUGGGGGAACAGUCAACAUCACCUGUGAGAAAACUGGCUACAGUGCAACAAUUGAAUUCAAACUGAAGCCUUUUUUGGGUAACAAUGACAGCGUUAACCAAAUAUCAGGGAAAAUUAAGCUUGGCAAAGAAGUUCUGGCUAUUUUGGAGGGUCACUGGGACAGUGAAGUUACUAUUAGUGACAAGAAGACAGAUGUGUCGGAGACAUUCUGGAAUCCAACGUCUGAUAUCAAGCAGCGUAGAUUACCUAGAUACACAGUGAAGUUUGAGGAACAAGAUGACUUUGAGUCAGAGAAGCUUUGGCAGCAAGUGACAAAAGCAAUAAAUAAUAAAGACCAAACAGAAGCUACUCAAGAGAAAUACGUCCUGGAAGAAGCUCAGAGACGGAGUGCCAAAGAGAGGAAACUUAAGGGUGAAGAGUGGACGUGCAAGCUGUUUGAUCAGGAUUCAGUCACAGGAGAAUGGCACUACAAAUACGCUGAUACCAGACCGUGGGACCCUUUGAAUGAUAUGAUCCAAUUUGAAAAAGAUGGCACCAUCCAAACCAAAGUUCGACAUCGGACACCAAUGGUUAGUGUUCCAAAAAUGAAACGAAAGCCAGCCAGUCAGAAGAAAGGAGAGUGUGGUUUCUCAUCCCCUGAGCCUGAUAACCAGGAUUCCUCUGGGAGUGAAGCACAACUUCUGAAGCAUAAUACAAGAAUGAGGAAAAAAGGGGCAGACCUUGGUGAACUGCAGAGUGCCAUUGAAUCUAUAAAGGAGACACAAGAAGACAUUAAAAGGGACAUUAUGGCUCUACGAAACAGAGUCACUUCUAAUUCACCACCUGUGGACUACCACUUCUUGCAGUUUAAGCACUAUGUCUUCAUUUUACUCGUGGUUCUGCUACAGCUUGUCAUUAAUUUCUUGUUCAAAUAGGAAGCAUGAACAAGGGCCUUUCUGAACUGGAAUGAUCAAACUGUUACUGGGGACCAUAUUUUAAGUUGGACAUUAAAUGAUGCAAUAUUAUCUAAAAGAGCCCUGUAGCAACAACUUACAGAACUUUGCCUCAGCAUUCAUGGUUCAGAAUCAUACUCCCAUCUACCCAGUUGAAGUAAGAAUUAUGUAAGUGCCAGUACACUCUUGCUUCUGGUGUGUGCCUCUCUCUCGCAGACAUAUGACAUCAGCCUUGUGUUUUAUAUUACAUCAUAUGCUCUGCUGAUGAAUCUCCACCUUGGAAUAGGUGAAGUUAAAAAUUCAGAGGUCAGACCUUGUAGGUAGGAUGUGAUUCCUGUUAUGGUAGAAUGAGAAAUGAGCAUACUUUGUUACAUUUAAACUUACCAUUUUUGUAACAAAGGAACUUUCGAAGUAGCCAACAGUUUUUGUAAAUGGCAUUGGGUGUUUGGAAGUAAACUUUUGUUUAAGGUCAAACAAAUACAUUAUUAUACAACAAUCGCGAGUGUUAGGAACUGGCAAGUAAAAAGCUGAAGUCUUUGGGAAUUCUGCAAUGUAAUGUCUUUGUUUUGGAAAUAUGAGUUUUUAUCUUGAAAUACUAUAGUGGCUUGUAAGCCAGAUGGUUUUAUUUUUAUAGUUUUAAAACUUCAGAUUCUUCAUAAAAACAUUCCUGCAUCUGUUGUACAGAGCACAUUUUUAACAGUACAGCACCCAGGAAGGUACUGUCUUGGUCCAAUCUCUCUCAUGAAUUGCAAAUGUCAAGGAUUUAUGGUAUGUUUGUAAGUCUUGAUAGAUCUACAGCUUUGAAUUUGCAUUUGUGUAUGGCCAUGUCACAGUAAGUGGACAGACUGCUGAUGCCAGGACUUUUCUUAUUUUUGAAACAAAUUGUGUGCAGAGGCGUGCUUACUAUGUAGCUUGAGUUGAACCUCCCAAAAGAGAGACGAUGUAGAACAGAAUUCAAGCACCAUAGUGAGUUCACUUGUAAACACACAUUUUCAUUUGCAAGAGGAAGGUGUUCAGAAACUGUGGGAUGGCUAACAGCACACACACCAAAACAAAAGGGAGUGAAACCCUAAGUCUUUGUUAAAUUCCUCCUUACUGCGAUAUAUACUACCUAACAGAACACACACAUGCAUGUAUUCAUUAUGCUGUAGCCAUGCAGUUUAAUGUGAAGCUUAAGUUUCAAUUUAAAACCAGGGUUUCUUAUAUUUUUAUUUGAAGAAAUAUAUGCAUGUAUAGAACUUGUAAAAUUCCAGCAAAAAAAAAAAGUAGUGCCAGUGUUUACCUGGUGAAUUCUGUGUGCCAGUCAAGCAUACUAAGUCAAAAAAGGGGCUGUAGUAUGCAAAAGUACUCUUGGUAACGCAGGUGAGACAGCGGGAGGAUGAGCAGCACAAUGCAAAGGGCAGCCAAGUUUGUUUUCAGAGGAUUCUCUCAGAAAUGAAAUCCAUUCUGGGCAGUGGAACAGUUCCAGGCUCGCAUUUGGGUUUUUGCCAUGGCCCGGUAUUCCCUCUGCCUUGGGCAGCCUCCCUGACUCUCCAGGUGAUCUACCUUUCUGUUCUACAUCAGUCUUGCCAGUAUUUUGUGAAAAUACUGUUUACUUGUUCAUCAGUCUAGCUUGUAUAUUGCUGUGGCUGAUGCCUUCAAACACCUCCCCUUCUCUUUUUACAUUUCCCCUUCUUUGGGCUUCAGCUAUGUAGAAGUUUAUCGCUUAAGCAGUCAACUUCAGCUUAUUUCUUACAGCUUUCCAUUAGCAUCGUUUGGUCUUGAAUCAUUUUCUGGAAUGUGGUAUCUUAACCAGAGUGAUUUUUAUAUACGUAGGCAAGACCAGACUUGAUUGGACUUCUGUUAUAUCUACAGCUGAUGAGGUAAAACUUGUGAAUGUAGAAAGUCCCCCUAUUAAAAAAAAGAAACCAAACCCCAAGUUAAGUCUCCAAACAGACGCUGAAGUUGUUAGCCAUGUAUAAAAUGGCAUAAAGCAAGCAGAAUAUAGUAUUUAUUUAAUAUUCUCAGCCUGGACUUUGGCCAUUCCUUAUUGCAUUCAGAUGUCAAAUCUUCACCUGUCUUAAAAUCCAUUACAAGCCUUUAAACAUACUUGGUACAUGAGAGUAAUACAAGAGGAAAUGAGUGAGAACUUGGGCAAUAACUUCAAUCCCCUAAAAUAAUACUCUGCUAAAUAUGUGGUGCUGAAACUCUUGACUGAUAGUUACAAGUUUUUAUCUCCCUGGUAAAGAGAGAUAUCCUUCUGUCCUUUUGUGUUGGGGGUUUUGGUUGGGGUUUUUUUUGGUUUUGGUUUUUUUUUGAUCACUUCUAUUCAAGAUCAGUUAAUAACACAGUCUGCAUGUAUUUUUACGUGGACUGCAUGGUAGUAAGUGGAUUUGACCCAGCCAGUUGGCUGGCAGUGCUGUGUUGGACAAUGUCAGAUUAAACAUAUACUCCAUAUCUGAAAUUCAUACUCAGCUCAAGAUGAGUAAAAGGCUUGAACGGAGGCAAAAGGCCUGUGCUUAUUUAUUUCCCUUUUCAACUUAUUUUUUUGAGUUUAAUUCUGUUGUCAAAGAGGUUUUAGGGAAGGUAAAGGAUAUAUGGUGAAACUUUAAAAAGUAAAAUCACAGACUUCUGCUUGACUGUGUAAUACCUUAAAUUUUGAAAAGUACAUUGAGAACCUUGUCGUUUCUGUUUUGCCGGGUUUUUUAUGAUGAUCCCUCAUGUGAGUAGAACAAAGAAAUUUCUUGCCUGAUUUUUACAGUACAGCUGGUCACAGGCACGUGUGAAGCCUUUUCUUCAGCACAACACCAUUGUCCUUUUGAGCCAUGGUGUGUAGCUGAUCUUGACUAUUGCGUACGUAACACUGAGCUCUGCCUGCACAUAGUCAUAAAAAUUAAUUGUACAGUUUGCAGGUGUUUGAGAGCUGUGACCUCCUACUAGUUUUUAAAGUUCAAAACAGCACUUGUUUUCACAGCUGAUUUACAAAUCUUGUUUGUUUUGUUUUGUUUUUUUUUUCUUGUACAGGAAAUAUUUUCAGAAUUUGUUGCCACGUGGUUUUGUCCUUUUGGUUUGGUCUUGUUUUUUUCAAAUGCACUCUAAGCCUUUAAUUUGUCAUUUAGGUACAGGUUGCCUAGUUAGGUAAAGAGGACCUAAGCUAAGAAAAAGUAAAUACGCCAUGUGAAAUGUAUUAAGUAUCAGUUUCAGCACUAGAUGACGAUUCUUGCAUUUCACAUCUUGAUUCCUUUUAAAUAGUUGACGUUACUUAAUGAGGGUAUAGCCUGGUUGUUCCCCUGCUCAAUUAAACCUCAUAAUUUAUUUGAAGGGUCCCAUAAAAUGUAAUGAAGGUGGUUUCUUCCUUUUUUUGUUUGUUUUUUGCUGCCCUCCUGUGCCUUUGGCAAUUUUCUUUUUUGCUAGACUGUUUAUAAAAACAGACUUUGGAUUCAAUGUUUCACAUAGUUUCUUAAAGGCUGUUGCUUCACCACUGUUUGUGUAAAUAACGUAUAACAAGGAUUCUGUACAUCUGUAAGUUUUAAUUAUUGUUAUUUCAAGGGUAUCCUCAAAUCACAGAAAAUUUAGCAGAUGUUCAAGUAUUGUAAACAGUGCCUUCUUGAUGGGUUUCUUGCUGUUCUGAGACAUGUAAAGAGUUGUCAAAGUUUGUGCCAUAUGUAACAUCUGA